Thalassophryne amazonica is the source of this 588-nucleotide messenger RNA. It is a transcript of the gene tmsb2, whose product is annotated as thymosin beta 2. Gene Ontology annotation, cellular component: cytoplasm. The record is from RefSeq and is a predicted model, not a curated record. The coding region runs from base 55 to 192 and encodes 45 amino acids. Gene Ontology annotation, molecular function: actin monomer binding. Gene Ontology annotation, biological process: regulation of cell migration; actin filament organization. Lineage: Eukaryota; Metazoa; Chordata; Actinopteri; Batrachoidiformes; Batrachoididae. The transcript has 2 exons.
CUGGCAACCUCAAGCUCCCCCCCCCCCCCCCCCCCCCCCUCUUCUACAGCCAAAAUGUCUGACAAACCUGACAUGGCCGAGAUUGCCCGUUUUGACAAGACAAAACUGAAGAAGACGGAGACAAAAGAGAAAAACCCUCUGCCUACCAAAGAGACCAUCGAGCAAGAGAGAAAAGGCGACGCCACACCUUGACUUCAGAGCACAGGAAGAAAAAGACGCUGAGAUGCCACAGCAAAAAGCACUUUGUUUUGAUUGUCGCAGUAUUUUGAAUUCUAAUUUCGUCUUCUGAAAUGGGUGCUCUCGGGCUCCCUAGGGUGCUGUAAGGGUGUAUGGCGUCCUCACACGGGGGCUCUCUCACCGCUCGGGUGGAACACUUUAGCCUGGGUGCCUGUCUCACACAGUUAGCCUGUUUAGGUAACUCAUCUCCAAUAUUGCCAAAAGGGGGAGUGGUGGAGCGAUGUAGCACAGAGAGACAGGCAGGCAUCCAGGGUAGGGGGGAUGGGGGAGUGACAACACAUCUGGUCAUGUGGGAUGUUUUCAUAAACUUUUUACGUUUCUUUAUGAAAUAAAUAUGAAGAACUGAAACCA